Messenger RNA from Ananas comosus (pineapple), 2687 nucleotides. Its product is annotated as NADP-dependent malic enzyme-like. Gene Ontology annotation, cellular component: chloroplast. Gene Ontology annotation, biological process: malate metabolic process; pyruvate metabolic process. The coding region runs from base 348 to 2132 and encodes 594 amino acids. The transcript is spliced from 19 exons. Lineage: Eukaryota; Viridiplantae; Streptophyta; Magnoliopsida; Poales; Bromeliaceae. The record is from RefSeq and is a predicted model, not a curated record. Gene Ontology annotation, molecular function: NAD binding; malate dehydrogenase (decarboxylating) (NAD+) activity; malate dehydrogenase (decarboxylating) (NADP+) activity.
AACAUCAUUCAUAACCCCACCGAUCUUUUCUCAUUGCUCCACACGCGUGCCUCCUCGCCCCGCCUUUAACGCUUCCUCUCCUUUUAUUUUAUAUUUUAUAUUUUAUAUUUCCUUUAUUUCUGUACAAAUUAUUAUUGUUAUUAUUUAUUAUUUCUCGGAAUUAAUCCCAAAAUAAUCGGUAUAAAAAGGGGGCCUUUGUGUGUUGUGUUUGUUGCGUUCUCUUCGCUUUCCAUUUCGCGUAGAGCUCGAAAGAGAGCAACAGGUUGUGUCGAUCGCAGAGGAGAAGAGCUGCGGCGGUGAGGUUACCGGCGGUGGUGCGCUGCGGGGUUUCGAGGAGGGGGGUGGUCAUGGAGACGGAGACGAAGACGACGACGACGACGACGCAGGAGGAGGUGGAGGCCCUGAUGGAUCCGAAGAGCACCGUGGGGGGCGGCGUCGAGGACGCCUACGGCGAGGAUCGCGCCACCGAGGAGCAACUCGUCACACCCUGGACCCUCUCCGUCGCCAGUGGUUACAAUUUAUUGAGGGAUCCGCAUCACAACAAGGGCCUUGCUUUCAACGAAAAGGAGAGAGAUGCCCACUACUUGCGAGGCCUCUUGCCUCCGGUUGUUGUCUCUCAGAAGCUCCAGGAAAAGAAGCUUAUGCACAAUCUUCGCCAGUAUAAGGUCCCCUUGCAGCGAUAUAUGGCGAUGAUGGAUCUCCAGGAAAUGAACGAAAGGCUUUUCUACAAGCUUCUGAUUGACAAUGUCGAGGAGUUGCUCCCUGUCGUUUACACUCCAACAGUCGGUGAGGCUUGCCAAAAAUAUGGUAGCAUUUUCAGGCGUCCGCAGGGUCUAUAUAUAAGUUUGAAAGAGAAGGGGAAGAUUCUUGAGGUGCUAAAGAACUGGCCUGAGAAGAGGAUUCAAGUUAUUGUCGUCACUGAUGGUGAGCGCAUUUUGGGGCUUGGAGAUCUUGGUUGCCAGGGAAUGGGGAUUCCGGUGGGCAAGCUUUCUCUAUAUACUGCCCUCGGAGGAAUUCGUCCGUCUGCUUGCCUUCCCAUCACAAUUGACGUGGGGACAAAUAAUGAGCAGCUGCUCAAUGAUGAAUUCUACAUCGGGCUAAGGCAGAAGCGUGCUACUGGCAAGGAAUAUGCGGACUUAUUGCAUGAGUUCAUGUGUGCUGUUAAGCAGAACUAUGGCGAGAAAGUCCUUAUUCAGUUUGAAGACUUUGCUAAUCAUAAUGCAUUCGAUUUGCUGGCAAGAUAUUGCAAGACACAUCUCGUUUUCAAUGAUGACAUCCAGGGAACAGCUUCUGUAGUUCUCGCUGGGCUAGUUGCAGCAUUGAAAUUGGUUGGUGGAACUUUAGCAGAGCACACUUACUUAUUCCUUGGUGCUGGUGAGGCUGGAACUGGUAUUGCUGAGCUUAUCGCUCUCGAGAUAGCAAGACAGACAAACGCUCCCAUUGAAGAGUGUCGCAAGAAGAUUUGGCUUGUAGACUCUAAGGGUUUGAUUGUUAGCUCCAGAAAGGAGUCCCUUCAACAUUUCAAGAAACCUUGGGCACAUGAACAUGAACCUAUUAAAAACCUCUCAGAUGCUGUUAAUUCCAUCAAACCAACUGUGUUGAUCGGAACUUCUGGAGUGGGGAAAACUUUCACAAAAGAUGUUAUUGAAGCCAUGGCUUCCUUUAACGAGAAACCUAUCAUUCUUGCAUUAUCUAAUCCAACUUCCCAAUCUGAAUGUACUGCUGAGGAAGCAUACAAUUGGAGUAAGGGCCGUGCAAUCUUUGCUAGUGGAAGUCCUUUCGAUCCUGUUGAAUAUGAGGGAAGGAUCAUUAUGUCUGGCCAGGCAAACAAUGCCUACAUAUUCCCGGGUUUCGGUCUCGGACUGGUCAUCUCUGGAGCCAUUCGUGUCCAUGACGACAUGCUUCUCGCUGCCUCCGAGGCGUUAGCUCAAGAGGUGACGCAGGAGAACUUCGACAAAGGGCUGAUCUAUCCUCCCUUCACUAACAUCAGAAAGAUAUCUGCUCACAUUGCAGCUAAGGUUGCUGCUAAGGCUUAUGAACUUGGUUUGGCGACUCGUCUUCCUCGCCCGGAAGACCUGGUGAAGUACGCGGAGAGUUGCAUGUACACUCCGGUCUACCGCAGCUACCGGUAAAUCAUUGGCCCUCAAUUUUGUAAUUGAUUAUAAGUAUAGGCUAUUUAGUUCCAUAAUUUAUGCCAUCGUUUGUUGUUGUUUCUUCAAAGUGGUGUAGACGUGUAGACAUUUUGAGUUUGGUCAUGGCUCAUAAUUUGUUAAUCUUGUAAUGCUUUAAUUAAAUGCAAUGAAGUCAUAUGUUUCCACAGAAAUAAAAAAAGACCAAGUUUUAUUCAUAAGAAAAAGAAGAAAAAUUACACUAUGAUAUGUUCCGGUGGACAAGGAUGGCUUGUUGGGCCUUCAAGGAGCAAAUCGAAAAGCGAAGUUUGGCCCACAUCUUUUCUGCAGACAUAUAGCCUGGUUCAGAUGAGCUGUACAGGAAUAUUGACAUAAAAAGGCCCAGUCACGAGCCAUAAUGUGAAUAUUGAAUGCAAAGGUGUUCAUUUAUCACAUUUGAGGUUGUGGAAAGAUUGUAUUUUGUGAGGGCGGGGUAUUAGAUUAUUGAGCUGGUCCAAGUAGAUAAUAUUAAAAAUGUGGGCUAAGUGGUCAUCCCCUUUUCAUUCUGCCCGCUACAAA